AAUAUCCAAAUAUCUCAACAUCUCAAUAUCCAUCUCUCACGUCCCACAUAUGUAAUAACAAGUAACCAAGCGACUCAGGGUUGAACAUCAAGAUGGCCUUAUCUCCGAUCGUGACCGCGACCUUGCAAUCCGCAGUUCUCGCAGCCACGUCCAACUUGUUGGCGCAAGCCAUAAUAGCAUAUCAGGCUGAGAGUUCUUUCGUCAUCGAUUGGGUUCCAGUUUUCCAGUUUGUCAUAUAUGCCUUCAUCAACAUACCGCCCAACUUCUUAUGGCAAGACUUCUUAGAGUCUACAUUCCCGGCGUAUCAUAUUUCGCCGACGCCGGCUGCCGUAAAGUCCGCAGCUGCAAAUGAUGAAAAAGCCCUUGAGCAAGAGGCCAAGGAGGGAAAACUAGUGGAGCCCAAGCUGAAUAUCGGCAACACGAUCAUCAAGAUGAUUCUCGACCAGACUAUCGGCGCCGCUGUCAACACUUUCCUCUUCAGCAUAUUUAUGCAUUCAAUUCAGGCUGCCAUGCUGCGUCCACUCGGCAGCCCCGACCAGAGCGUCCAGUACCUAUUCUCGCGGGGUGCUAUCAACUAUGCCCAGGUGGACUGGACGAGAGUAGUAGCCCUAAGCCGUGCUGAGUUCUACCCAAUUCUGGUCGCUGGUUGGAGGUUAUGGCCAGUUGUCAGCCUGAUCAACUUUGUAUUUAUCAAGAGCAUCGAGGGGCGUAACCUUGUGGGGAGUCUUGCUGGUGUGGGCUGGGGGGUCUACAUGAGUCUCAUCACUGCUCGCUAGGGACAUUAGGUGCAGUCGAGCCGAAUUUAUCAUCUACAUGAUAUGGUUAGGGUAUAAAG
Messenger RNA from Hypoxylon fragiforme, 835 nucleotides. RefSeq lists its product as uncharacterized. The record is from RefSeq and is a predicted model, not a curated record. Bases 93 to 776 code for a protein of 227 amino acids. Gene Ontology annotation, cellular component: cytoplasm; membrane. The transcript is spliced from 3 exons. NCBI's taxonomy places the organism in Eukaryota, Fungi, Ascomycota, Sordariomycetes, Xylariales, Hypoxylaceae.